GAACAGGCGCAAGUAGUCUAUGGUAUAUAUAAAUAAUAGUAAGAUAUAUUUCCGUUUGAAUUCAGUGUAAAUCGAUCUAUCGCCUUGAUCGGAAAGACGUCAUCAUGAGACACCAGCGGCAGUGUUUUAUAGCAUUUCUAUGUCUCGGUGUUGCUUUUAUAUCAUCGGCUAGCCGCAGGGAGGAACUCGAAAGAGCCGCGGAGCUCGCCGUGGAACAAGCAGCCGAAAGGGCAGCCGAGAGGGCAGUAGAGAAGGCCCUCAACAGUGGAAAUAUUACUACGGAAUCCAAGAUUAUUCGCGAGUUUUAUUCUAGUGUCAGGAAAGAUCCGCGGAAAGAAAGGAAAAAGUAUGACGAUUAUGACAGAUAUAAACCGUUGAAUGAUGAAGAGUCAGAGGAAGAUGUAGACGAUUGGAGCACAUAUUCACGGAGGGGUAAAUCCAGAUUUGACCCUCAAGAUAUGAAAAGUAGAAGCUUUCGUCAAGGGUUUAGCAGGAUCGAUUUCAAAAAUACGUCAAAUUCUAAGAGAAGAUUUCCGAGAAGUAAAUGGUCCCGAGAGAUCAUUCUAUAGCUGCAGAUAUUUGUAUGCCAAAAAUAUAUAAUUUAUUAUAUUGAUACUGAGAGAAAGAUGUAUUAAUGUAUAUCAUAAUUAAUAGCUUUAUACAUAUAAAUUUAAAAUAAUAACACAUCGCGCGAUUAAUUUUGUUAUAUCCGAUAUUAUCUUUCUCUUAUAUAUAAAAAAUUAUCAUAUUUUUGUUAAUUUAAUUAACAAUAUUAUUUUUUAAAGUAAA
Messenger RNA from Cataglyphis hispanica, 789 nucleotides. RefSeq lists its product as uncharacterized. NCBI's taxonomy places the organism in Eukaryota, Metazoa, Arthropoda, Insecta, Hymenoptera, Formicidae. The coding region runs from base 105 to 569 and encodes 154 amino acids. The record is from RefSeq and is a predicted model, not a curated record. The transcript has 2 exons.